UUCAUACAGUUGAAAAGAUUUAACAAGAAGAAAAUUAUUUUCGCUGUACCCGGACAUGAAAUCCCUUCGUCUUGUGUUCUCAACCCCCAAAAGAUGCCCUCCCGCCAGAAAACCAACUUUCAAACCAAUGUUGUUAACCGAAACCCAAUUCAUCUCUUUAAUCCAUUCCUCAAAAACCAUCAAACAGUUGCAACAAAUCCACGCCCAAAUCGUAUUCCACAACCAGUUUUCCAACACUCGAAUCGUGACCCAACUCAUUUCUGCUUCUUGUUUCCAAAAAAACGUCAUCAAUUAUGCUAUUUCCGUCUUCCGUCACUCCAAAAACCCGAACUUGUACCUUUUCAAUUCACUAAUCCGUGCCCUUGUAGAAAAUUGUUACUACAUGAGCUCCAUUUCCUACUUUCUUGUAAUGUUGAGCUCCAAUGUUCGUCCUAAUCGCUUGACUUUGCCGUUUGUUUUGAAAUCGACUGCCGCCUUACAAGAGCGAUGGCUUGGGAUGGAGAUUCAUUGUGGGGUUGUGAAGAUGGGUUUGUUGUUUGAUCAGCUUGUUUUGGUUCAUUUGGUUGAUAUGUAUGCUAAAGUUGGGUUGUUGGAGGGUGCACACCAACUGUUUGAUGAAAGUUCUCAACCGGGGGUCGAGACGAGAAGUACGUUGUUAUGGAAUGUAUUGAUUAAUGGGUAUUGUAAAGCUGGGAAAUGGGUUAAGGUGAAGGAAUUGUUUGAGGUAAUGCCGGUGAAAUAUGAGUCGACUUGGAUUACUUUGAUCAAUGGGUUGAUGAAAGCCGGAGAGGUUGAUAGGGCGAUGGAGCUUUGGCCAUUUGUAGAGGUAAAGAAUGUGAUUUGCUGGACGACAAUGAUACACGGGUUUUCAUCAAAUGGGCACCAUGACAAGGGACUAUCUAUGUUUUUUGAAAUGUUAGAAGAAGGCGUGAUGCCAAAUGAUCACACUAUUGUUUGUGCACUUUCUGCUUGUGCUAAAGCGGGAGCUCUUGAGACGGGAGUGAGAAUACAUGACUAUAUUUUCAACAAUGGCUUCCCUUUAAAGAAAGCAAUCGCGACUGCUUUGGUCGACAUGUACACAAAAUGUGGUUCUCUCGAGAAUGCAAGUCGUGUAUUUGAUAUGGCAGAAGAGAAGGACCUUCGUGCUUGGACUGUAAUGAUAUGGGGUUGUGCGAUUAAUGGAUUUCUUGACAGGGCUCUCCAGUAUUUCAACGAAAUGAUGUCAUCAGGAAUACAGCCAGACGAGGUGGUCUUCCUUGCUAUUAUAACCGCCUGUUUGCAUGUUGGGAAUGUUGACCAGGGUCUUCAUUUUUUUGACAAAAUGAAGCAUGACUAUUCCAUUGAACCCACCACGAAACAUUAUGUAGUUAUAGUGAAUCUUUAUGGCAGGGCUGGGCGUCUGAAUGAAGCUUUAAGAUUCAUCAAAGAUAUGUCAAUUAAUCCUGAUUUUGUAGUUUGGGGGGCACUAUUCACUGCCUGCAGGGUACACAGAAACAUUAAAAUGGCAAAGUAUGCAUAUGAGAAGCUUCUGGAGCUUGAGCCUAAGCAUACUGUUGGCCAUGUGAUUCUAUCAAACAUUUAUGCUGUGGCAGGCAGGUGGCAAGAUGUAGAAAGAGGGAGGACCAAAAUGAAAAAUAAGGGGUUAGCAAAAGUUCCCGGCUGGAGUUAUAUUGAAAUACAGGGUAAAGUCACUACUUUUGUAGCUGGUGAUCAUUUUCAUGCCCGUUCAGAUGAGAUACACGUAAAACUAGAUGAGAUCACUAAAAGUGCAAGAGAACAAGGAUACAUGCCCGAAACUGAAUGGGUGCUUCAUACUAGGGAAGAAGAGAAGGAAGAUGCUUUGGGAAGUCAUAGUGAAAAAUUGGCACUGGCCUUUGCUCUUAUUUCUGGUACUGAUACUAAGGCUAUUAGGAUUGUGAAAAACCUGAAAAUUUGUGGGGAUUGUCAUUCUUUAAUGAAGUACGCCAGCAAAAUUACGCGAAAGGAUAUAGUUGUAAGGGAUAUUAAGCGUUUCCAUUAUUUUAAAAACGGGACUUGCUCAUGCCAAGAUUAUUGGUAAAGAAAGGUUUUGACAGGUGUAUUAAUUAGUGAACUCAGAUGAUCAAACAGCGCCUCAACUAUGUGAUAUCGUAUCAGAUUACACAGCGAGAAGCCACUACUGUUAUCUCGUUUCAGGGACUGAAGAAUGUUGUUCAAAAAAAUCUAUCUAUGAGCAGAUUCUUCGUGGCAAAUAGCUUAAAGUGAACGUUAAUAUAAGAAUGAAAGAGGAAAUAUUACAUAGCGUGAUAGUUCAAGAAAAUUGCUGAUUUACUUAAGUUGCGUCUAUCCUAAAGAAUUCCAGAAGGGUGAGGAUUAAGGUGGAUGUCAUAAGCCUAAACAAAGGUGCAGCAUUGCGCCUUAUUAAGGUUUGGUUUAUGUUUGACUUUUUGUAUAUCCUUACAUUUUUUGUUGUCAGAAAAAAAGCUGUCCUGUAAUCUAGCAUUAGCUCACAUCACUGGUUUACCAUUGUUAGUUAUUUAAAGAUAACUUAUGUUGCCUAAAAAUAUGAGGCACAAAAUGGUGUGUCGCCACGAUUGUAGAUGACGUGACAACUUGUAUAGUUGUGAUUGUAGAUGACGUGACAACUUGUAUAGUUGACAGAACAUGAGUAUUUUAACCUUACAAGAUUUGAAACGUUACUGGUUA
Molecule: messenger RNA, 2685 nt
Organism: Erigeron canadensis
Lineage: Eukaryota; Viridiplantae; Streptophyta; Magnoliopsida; Asterales; Asteraceae
Product: pentatricopeptide repeat-containing protein At1g04840
Exons: 3
Coding region: 56-2059 (667 amino acids)
Biological process (GO): RNA modification
Molecular function (GO): protein binding; zinc ion binding; RNA binding
Source: RefSeq, a predicted model, not a curated record